This is a messenger RNA of Gopherus flavomarginatus (Mexican gopher tortoise), 1114 nucleotides long. It is a transcript of the gene NPPC, whose product is annotated as natriuretic peptide C. Gene Ontology annotation, molecular function: hormone receptor binding; hormone activity. Gene Ontology annotation, biological process: cGMP biosynthetic process; receptor guanylyl cyclase signaling pathway. Bases 58 to 423 code for a protein of 121 amino acids. The record is from RefSeq and is a predicted model, not a curated record. Lineage: Eukaryota; Metazoa; Chordata; Testudines; Testudinidae. The transcript is spliced from 3 exons. Gene Ontology annotation, cellular component: extracellular region.
CCGGGACCGGUGACUCCCUCUGUCCGUCUCCGAGCCCCGCGGGCCCUGCCCCCCAGGAUGCGGAUCUCACACUUUCUGGCUUGCGGACUUUCACUGGCCCUGCUGUCCGUCCGGCUGGAGGCGAGACCCGCGGCGCAGCCCCAGCAGAAGCCCCCACGGAGCGCGCCGGGACACGAGCUGGCGGACAGCCUGGCCGCGGGCCCCGAGCGAGGGGAGACGGCGGGCGGCGGCGGCCGGGGCUCGGGCUCGCGGCUGCUGCGGGAGCUGCGCGCGGACACCAAGUCCCGGGCCGCCUGGGCCCGGCUGCUGCGCGACUACCCCGGCAAGCGGCGGCACAAGGGCGUCAGCAAGAAGGGCCUGUCCAAGGGCUGCUUCGGCCUCAAGCUGGACCGGAUCGGCUCCAUGAGCGGCCUGGGCUGCUAGAGCGGCGACACCUGGCGGCGGGCUUUGAAUACAUUCCCCACCCCCAUGGCCAUGCCUGGCCACUCCCCAGCCAACACCUAGAGGAGCAGAGAACACCGGAAAUGGGACAGACGAUGUGGUUGUGUUUUUCUUUUCGGUACGAGGAGUCAUGGCACCAGCUGUUUUGGUUUUCUUAUUUUUUAAGAUUAAAAAGUUCUCUCUAUCUUAUAUAUUGUAUAUUCUAUACAAACACUCACCAGGACAAAGGACAGUGCUUUUCCAAAAGACUGAUGAAGCCAGCUGUAUAACAUUGCUGUUUGAAAACCCAUGUCAUGCAUAAAUGUAUUUAUGUUGUAAAGCUAUUUAUAUAUUGUUUAUAAAGAGAUAUUUAUAAAAAUUUUAUUUAUGGAACUAAAUGAAAUGAGUCGAGCAGUGUAACUUUUUUUGUCCUAAAUAGUUGAAAAAUGUAAAAAAAAAAAAAAAAAAAAAAAAAAAAAAUCAUUCCAUGUGGCAUUUUGUAACCUGUCUUCAUUUAUUGGAUUGAGUCACAUUUUUUAAAGUACCAGAUCAAGUCCUUUGAACAGCAGGGAAGCAAUAUAUUCUUUAUAAGAGUAGAGAGAGAGAGAGAAAGCGAUUUGCAUUUUAGCCUUUGCCCUCUCAUGCAGGGUGCUCAGUGAGGAAAUAAUUAUAAAUCCGAUCCUGAAAUCGUGUA